This is a messenger RNA of Microdochium trichocladiopsis, 3489 nucleotides long. RefSeq names its product putative serine esterase-domain-containing protein. The transcript has a single exon. The coding region runs from base 1 to 3489 and encodes 1162 amino acids. Gene Ontology annotation, molecular function: monoacylglycerol lipase activity. The record is from RefSeq and is a predicted model, not a curated record. Lineage: Eukaryota; Fungi; Ascomycota; Sordariomycetes; Xylariales; Microdochiaceae.
AUGUUGCUCCUCCACCAGGUCGGUAGCGUCAAGAUAGGCGAGGUUGUCCGCUAUACCGUCACCUACAACCCAUCUCGCGAUCGCAUCCUGCCCUCUCCCGAAUACCUUCACCUUCGAAUCCGCAACACCUCGCCGAUCCCACUCCGCGCUGCUUUUGUCCACGGACCAUAUACCUUACAUGUUUCGGCGUAUCCUUCACACUUCGACCCUAAUGUCAAAUUCGAAAAUCCUCGCCGCUAUGGUGUCCCUGAGUUUGAACCUAUGCUCAAGGCUGGCGGCACAUGGACGUGCAAGCUUACGGUCCCCGACAAUAUCCGCCAAAGUGCCGGUGCUGGCGCUGCGGCGGGGAACUUCCAUGCACCACCUGGCGUAGGCGCCGACGGUGAGCCUACCACGGCGUGUUGGAUCAUCGAGGUUGCCAGCCAGGUCAUGUUCUCAUCAAGCGCUGCCGUUGGUUACGAGGUUCUCCUUGCGCGUGACGAGAAGAGCUUCAACAUCAGUAGCCUCCCUGCCGUGGGAAACUCCUCCCAGGUUCCGCAGCCGGGGCGGGUGAGCGACUUCCAGCAAAGCGUCGGCGCCAAGGACGGACACCACCCUGCUCAGCACAUGGGUGUCUAUAGCAAAGCUAUCACGCUUACUGUUGAGGACACAGCGAGUCUUUGGAACACGCCAAGGUUACCAGACAGCACCAAGCACGAGGUCCAACAUAUCCCCAAGACGCUGCCAAGCCUCAGUGCGACGGAACUGAAUCCGAAGCCGCAGCGCAAGAAGAAGGUUCACCUCGUCGUGCUGACGCACGGCUUGCACAGCAACCUUGGUGCGGACAUGCUCUACAUGAAGGAGAGCAUCGAUGCGGCCGCAAAACAAGCCAGAGCGGACAGAAAGGCUAGGAAAGCCAAGGAGAAAAGCCAGGCGGAAACAGCUGCUCCAGAUCGUCCUCACGAAGCCAGAUCGGGUGAGGGGUGUGGUGAAGACACAGACGAUAACGAGGAAGACGACGAGGAAGAAGUCAUUGUCAGGGGUUUCUCGGGGAAUGCGACGAAAACCGAGCGCGGCAUCAAGUUCUUGGGCAAACGGUUGGCACGAUACGUGCUCUCGAUGACCUACCCAGACCAGCCGUAUCUGCCAUCAUUUCAAAAGGUGGCUGAUGGCAUACCGACAGCUGUCAAGCACGACGAUCCAAAAUCGCAGACCGAGGAAGGCGUGGCCAAGUCCGCCCAUAAACACAGCACAAUUCACUUGCAUAAACAUACGGAAGAGGCCGAGCGGGCUUACAAGGUGACCAGUAUCAGCCUCAUUGGGCACUCAUUGGGUGGCCUUGUCCAGAUGUAUGCCAUUGCGUACAUUCAAAAGCACUCUCCGGAAUUUUUCACGCAGAUCAAGCCGAUCAACUUCAUUGCCAUGGCUUCUCCUCUGCUCGGUCUCAGCAACGAAAACCCCAUCUACGUCAAAUUUGCGCUGGACUUCGGUCUCGUUGGACGCACUGGGCGAGAUCUGGGCCUCACAUGGCGUGCUCCAACAAUUGCAAGAAGUGGCUGGGGAGCGCUUAUGGGCAGCUUAGGGGAAUCCGCCCACAAGAAGGUCGUUGGCGAGACACAGCCAGAAUCGAAACCUCUCCUGCGUAUUCUGCCUACGGGGCCGGCCCAUACAGCGCUUAAGCAGUUUCGGAAUCGCACAGUCUACUCAAAUGUGGUCAACGAUGGCAUUGUACCAUUACGGACUGCCUGCUUGUUGUUCUUGGACUGGCAAGGUCUCGGCCGUGUGGAAAAGGCGCGGCGCGAGGCUGGUCUUGUAGAGACCGUCAUGGGUUUUGGAUGGGCUGAGCUCACGGGUGCCAAUGUCUCCGCACGCCGUGGGCCAUGGCAAGCAGAGCGGGAAGAAGAGGUCUCAAUACCGCCUAGCCCUUCGGACCCCGAGGGAAGCUCGCACGAUGGCUCGCGUGAAGUCCCUCAGCCGGCGGAGAACGCCAUGCUCGAAGACGACAGGCAAAGUUUACACUUAGCUGCUUCUAUGCGGGAUAAGUACAAUGACGGUUCGCCUGGGCCAGAGUCUACAUCUCAGACAAACAACGACUUUCCAUUUGCUGGCAUCUUCAACUUUUUCAAGUCUGGCGAUUCUUCAAAAGCCCAGAAAACACCACCGCACUCGCCGCGUGACAACAGAAUAUAUCGGCGAAGUCAGACCUUGAAGGUUGAUGAAUCUCGAGAUCAAUCGACUUCUCCGGCAAGGUCCACGGUCACAUCAGGGAACGAGUUGGAGGAGGAGCACGAGAACGGCCCGCCUCCACGUACCACGAUCCUAGAAGCCGCGGGCGACCUUUUGAACCCAGUCAUGCCCACUGUUGACUACUUUCUCGAUCCGUCAAAGCGUCCGCGCACAAUCUUCCAUGAUCGCGUCUACCACCCGUCAGACAUCCCUCCACCACCUACGAAGAAGCGCUCUACCGGGCUAUCUUUUCGGAGGAAAUCGUACACAUCAGCCAAUAGCCAGUCUAGCACAGAGUCGCCACCUCACAGAGGCACUGGCGAGAGCGGUGCAUCAACGCCCCACGAGCCGCCCACGCCAGGCAUCAAGAAGGCCGACUCAACCUUGUCGACGGGAGACUAUUACGACAGCAAGAACCAUCCAAAGCUAGACCCCGACGAAGUGGUUGACAGUUCGAGCAUGAAGGUAGAGGAAAAGAUUGCGCGAGCUUACCAUCGAGAUCUCAGCUGGCGCAAGGUCCUUGUGAAAAUGGAACCCGACGCACACAACAACAUUAUUGUGCGACGAAUGUUCAGCAAUGCCCACGGAUGGCCCGUGGUCAAACAUCUUUGUGACACGCACUUUAGCGACGCAGCCUCUGCGCGCACUGCCGAUUCCGCAGAGACGAAUGCAGAACGAGCCAAAGCCCCCCACGAGGAUCCCAGCUCGAUGGGCGCGGAAACCAGUGCACAGCCUCAAGGCAAGAGCUACAAUAUGGACAGCAGCCGGAGAGAGAGCUCAUUGGCCCGUACUGAUACUGAGAACCUCGAAGCCGAUGACGACGUGCCCGACCUCCCUUCCCAGGCGCAGGAGCGCGGCUCGGCACCACACAGCACGCACCAUCACCACAGCCACUCGACAUCGUCGUCUUCUUCGUCACCAUCAGCCUCGAGGCCAUCUCCCAAAAGGAUAGACUCUGCAACAUGGAGCGAUCGUGACUUUGCCGACAGUGGCGACGACUCAGAAUGGGACGCCGACAUCGCUUACGGUGGCGACAAUGCCACGCGCCUGCAGCCACCGCCGUCAGCCAAACUGGCGAGUGCGAAGAGAGGUGAUGCUGGUCAUGAUGAGGGCGGUAGCUCUGAGGCAAGUGGGUGGAAUUGGACCGAGAAAAUUGUUGGCAAAGGGGCACAGAAGAAGAAGCAGUCCCCCUCCUCUACCGUGCCGGCGUCGACAACUGCAGGGCCUAUCAGUCCGACAGCAGCGACGCCGACGGGCACGGCAUCGUUCUCACUCACGUCGUAG